Messenger RNA from Scheffersomyces coipomensis, 713 nucleotides. RefSeq names its product cyclin-dependent protein kinase regulatory subunit (gene CKS1). Gene Ontology annotation, molecular function: cyclin-dependent protein serine/threonine kinase activator activity; histone binding; ubiquitin binding. The transcript has a single exon. NCBI's taxonomy places the organism in Eukaryota, Fungi, Ascomycota, Pichiomycetes, Serinales, Debaryomycetaceae. The coding region runs from base 152 to 460 and encodes 102 amino acids. Gene Ontology annotation, cellular component: SCF ubiquitin ligase complex; cyclin-dependent protein kinase holoenzyme complex. The record is from RefSeq and is a predicted model, not a curated record. Gene Ontology annotation, biological process: regulation of mitotic cell cycle.
UAUCAAUAGCUAGUAAUUAUAUCCAUUCGUUCAUACCAUCUAGUCAAAGUUAAGUUGCUCUGAUAGUUACCUAUUUCUAAAAACAAAAAAAUCAAUUGUGUUCAACAUUACCCCUCAUUUUCAUUAACCACACAACAAACCAACAACAAAUAUGACAAGACCAAGAUAUCUAACCGAUAGUGAAAGAGCCAAAGUUCUUGAAUUCCAAGAUAUGAUCCAUUAUAGUCCAAGAUACAGUGACGAUAGCCAUGAAUAUAGACAUGUGAUGUUACCUAAAAAUAUGUUAAAAGUGAUUCCUCAAGAUUAUUUCAAUCCCGAAACUGGAACUUUACGAAUACUAUUAGAAGAAGAAUGGAGAGGGUUAGGUAUAACUCAAUCAUUAGGGUGGGCUCAUUAUGAAACCCAUGCUCCUGAACCUCAUAUUUUGUUAUUCAAAAGACCUAACAAUUAUGGUCAAUAAAUAAAAAUGAUUCACUCAUUCAUUCAUUCAUUCAUUCAUUCAUAUCCUCCUCCCUAAUGUGCAUAGUCUUUAUCAUUAAUCCAUGUUUAUUUAUUUCAUUAUCUACUACCCAAACUUAUCAUUUAAAUCAUCAUCCCAACCAAGCAUACCUUAAUAUACCCCCUUUUAGUUCGUGAGGUUAGUGUGUGUGUAUAUGUUUUGUAUAUGUACUUUUGGGUAUAUAUAUUAUAUAUUAUGUAUAUGCCCUGUUAUU